GACUUUUUACUUUGUUUUUACAGAGUGAUUUGUUUACUUACGAUGGCGUUUCACCAUGUUAAAUUUAUUUACGGAAGUGAAUUCUGAUACAGUAUGUAUUUACCAUAGUCAAAGUGCUAAGAAAUAGCAUUUCUCUUCAGUCCUGUUGAAUCCGGCCAGUUUUCUUUGCCUAUAAUUUAUUUUUAUUCCUUUUACUUUUCUUUUUCAGAUAUAGCGUUUAUCUCGAUUCUACGUAAAUUUUCUUGGCAAAUUAGAAAGACUUGACCACAAUGUCAAUCUUAUACGAACCGACCGCGUUGCCUCUAGCGAACACUCCUACAAUGUUUAACACUGUCCCUGGAAGCAGAACUCGCCCUAGCUCUCAGUCGCAGUCGAUUCCUGUGGAAUUCCAAGCAGUCCUGUUUGCUGGCUUUGGUAACAGUUUGUAUCCAUUGACCGGCAAUGAUUCCUUGCCCAAGGCAUUGCUUCCUGUUGGCAAUAAGCCGAUGCUUCAUUAUCCCUUGUACUGGUUAGAAGCAGCUGGAUUUAGUUCUGUAAUUAUUAUUUGCAUGGAAGAAGCCGAAGCUCACAUCAGCUCUUGGUUACGCUCUGGUUAUGAUGGCCAUUUAAGAGUACAUGUGGAAGCUCCUACUGUGAUGGACGACUCUAUGGGUUCCGCCGAUGCACUUCGUGCUGUGUCCCAUUUGAUCAAGACUGAUUUCGUUUGUUUGAGUUGCGAUAGCAUCACCGAUUUGCAGCCUUACAUGGUUUUAGAUCGCUUUCGCUUAAAUGACCCCUCUGCUCUUGUCGUUUAUAGCCAUGUAUUGAAGCAUGAACACACUACAAACCAAUCCAAAGAAAUUAACGAGAAGCACUUAAUUGGUGUGGAAGAGUCGUCCCAAAGACUGUUGUAUGCCAAAAGCUCAGCUGAUAUUGGAGGAGAUUUAUCCCUUCGAAUGUCCUUACUAUGGAAACACCCUAAUAUUACACUUCACACAAACCUCGUCGAUUCACAUAUUUACGUUUUCAAACAUUGGAUCAUGGAUCUCAUUCGGGAAAAGGAAAACAUUUCCUCUAUAAGCAGUGAUCUGAUUCCUUACCUAGUGAAAUGCCAAUAUCAAAGACCUUUCGCUAUCCGUGAAGAUAUUAACAAAUACUUGCAAAGCUCUUCAGAUGUAGAUUCUGAAAAUGUCUCUGAAGAAUUGCUUAUCAAUACCUUUAUUGCCAAGGAAGAAUAUCUUUGUGCUCGUGCAAAUAAUUUGCCGAACUACUUUGAACUCAAUAGAUGCAUUGCAAAGUUGACGCCUGAUCCCCGUCUCAUCGAUGUCAAUGUCUCCGAAAGAGCUCUUGUCGGAGCUGAUUGCAUGGUCAAUGAAGGUACAUCCAUUUGCGAUAAUAGCAACAUCAAAAAGAGUAUCAUUGGAAGAAAUUGCUCCAUUGGUAAAGGCGUUGUCGUUAGUAAUUCCAUUCUAAUGGACAAUAUUGUCGUGGAGGACGGUGUCCGUUUAGAUUGUUGUAUUGUUGCUUCUGGAGCCAAUGUUGGUCAACGAUCUAAACUUCGAGAAUGUGAGAUUGGUGUCAAUCAUCAUGUUGAGGCUAAACGUACUGCUAGAGGUGAGCGGUUAGUAGACAUGGAAAAAAUUGAGACGGACGAUGACAAAUAAAUGGCAAUAUGGUAGUUAUUUUUUGGGUUACUUUUUUGUGGGUCAUUUUCUAUUCUUUAGAUCAACCCUUUAGAAAAUCAAUAAGAUAUGGUUGGUAGUUGAUCAUGGUGGAGUUUUUAUUUCAUUUACAAUCUUCUUAUUUCCUACACUAUUUUCCUUCUUCGACUGAUUCUAUAUCACAAUCAAGGACUUUCAUUCAACUAGUCUAACGUAACGUCUCCUAUCCCAAUCUGUUUUUUCCUUUCAUUUUUUCAUUCCUGUCUAUUACACUACAUGCUCUAAAAAAAAGUUAGCAAAUUAUCCCAAAAGGAAAAAAGAAAAAUGAAAGACAUUGACAAUUUUAAAAACAC
Molecule: messenger RNA, 1993 nt
Organism: Schizosaccharomyces octosporus yFS286
Lineage: Eukaryota; Fungi; Ascomycota; Schizosaccharomycetes; Schizosaccharomycetales; Schizosaccharomycetaceae
Product: translation initiation factor eIF2B gamma subunit
Exons: 5
Coding region: 270-1643 (457 amino acids)
Biological process (GO): biosynthetic process; cytoplasmic translational initiation
Cellular component (GO): eukaryotic translation initiation factor 2B complex; guanyl-nucleotide exchange factor complex
Molecular function (GO): guanyl-nucleotide exchange factor activity; translation initiation factor activity
Source: RefSeq, a predicted model, not a curated record